Molecule: messenger RNA, 417 nt
Organism: Sphaeroforma arctica JP610
Lineage: Eukaryota; Ichthyosporea; Ichthyophonida
Exons: 3
Coding region: 1-417 (138 amino acids)
Source: RefSeq, a predicted model, not a curated record
AUGACGCACAUCUUCGAUGCGUACGACGACCGCCUAGCGCACCUGUCCGACUCCAUUCAACCGCUGCACGAGAUGAUCACACGACUAACCAAGGUACUCAGCAACAUCCAGAACACCAACCAGAGCUUCAUCAAUGUCAUGAGCCACUUCGACGUGUACGCGGAUGUACGCGGGUAUAUAGAGAACUCAAGCAAUCUGAAGGACCUGGACUCGUACAUUGACAAGAUGGAGAAAGCCAAGAAUGCGCAGACGUACUUUGAGGAGAACCAGCUGCGUGGGGGGCAGGAGACACUGCGUGAACUCACAGAACUCGUGGAGAUAGGGGCCAACAAAAUGACGCAGAACUUCUACGAUGUGCUCAAGCACAACAACCGCAAGUGCAACUUCAGUGGUAGGUGGAUGUGUAGGUGUGUGUAG